Molecule: messenger RNA, 864 nt
Organism: Mollisia scopiformis
Lineage: Eukaryota; Fungi; Ascomycota; Leotiomycetes; Helotiales; Mollisiaceae
Product: putative arsenic resistance protein ArsH
Exons: 2
Coding region: 1-864 (287 amino acids)
Molecular function (GO): oxidoreductase activity
Source: RefSeq, a predicted model, not a curated record
AUGCCAGAAACAGAGGACGAUCCCUCCGUGCGAUUCUGGUACCGCCCGUUUCUCUUCGCUCCAGGUGGUGCUGCAGAAGCCGAGGAUUGGGUGAAGGAACUGGAAUUAGCGACUGUGACGGAGAUGGCGAAGAAGGAUCUUGAGAAGACUGGAGAGAGGCUGAAAGUGCUGGUCUUGUAUGGGAGUUUGAGACACAGAUCAUUCUCAAGAUUACUCGCCUACGAAGUAUGCCGUAUCCUCUGGCGCCUAGGUUGCGAUGUGCGAGUCUUCGACCCGGAAGGCCUCCCCAUGAAAGAUGAGAGAAAACACAACCAUCCACUGGUCCAAGAACUACUUAGCCUCUCUCUCUGGUCCGACGGCCAUUUCUGGGUCUCGCCUGAGCAACACGGAAACCUGACCGCUGUCUUCAAGAACCAGAUUGACUGGAUUCCCCUCAGCACCGGCUCGGUUCGUCCUACUCAAGGCCGAACACUAGGUAUUGCGAUGGUGUCUGGAGGCUCGCAGUCUUUCAACACUGUCAACAGUCUCAGAAUACUGGGAAGAUGGAUGCGGAUGUUCACAAUUCCUAAUCAGAGUUCAGUGCCACAAGCUUAUACCCUGUUCACGGAGGAGAGUGUGGAGGAUGAGGAAAAUGAAUCUGGUGUGUCGAGGAUGAUGGCUGGUCCAAAUAGGGACAGGUUGGUUGAUUGUGCGGAGGAAUUUGUUAAGUAUACGAUCAUCAUGAGGCAGCAUGUUGGCUUGUUUGGCGAUCGGUAUAGUGAGCGAUCCGCUGCUGAUGCUAAAGUGACAGCGGCGGCGGCAGCGGAAGUACCAGCACCAGCAGCAUCGGAAAAAGUCAACGGCGUAGAUCUGAAGAAAAUUUGA